Messenger RNA from Daktulosphaira vitifoliae (grape phylloxera), 2845 nucleotides. Its product is annotated as probable serine/threonine-protein kinase DDB_G0282963. Bases 294 to 2555 code for a protein of 753 amino acids. The record is from RefSeq and is a predicted model, not a curated record. NCBI's taxonomy places the organism in Eukaryota, Metazoa, Arthropoda, Insecta, Hemiptera, Phylloxeridae. The transcript has a single exon.
UACUAAGUAUUCCGCUGACAAAAAAUUCACAGAAGGUCACAAAAAAUUUGGAAUACUAUAUUCUAUUGAACGGUACAGGCCGUGGGGUAUUAAAAACAAAAAUCGAAUUUUAAUUUGAGAAAAACUGAAAAAUUUCUUCCAAGUGCAACUUAUACUUGGGGGACAGAUUCACCAAAACCUACAACUGAUGUUAACAAAGUAUCAGACAAUUCUUAAUGAUGUGUUAAAUAAGAGUACAUUGUGUUUAUAUUUUAUAAUUUAUCUGUCAAUAGCUAUAAAAACAAUUAAAUAUAAUGGAAAAAAAAGUAAAUUUGGUUUCUCAUACUAAAUCUGAAAAAUAUUCACAAUUUUCAAGUAAAUCUAUUCGUACUAACAAUGGUUUAAAUUUAAACUGUAGCGUUUCAUUGAUAAAAAUUGAUUCUACAGAAGUCGAGAGUAAUAUUGAAUCUACUUCUAACACGGUUCCUAAAAAGAAUGUUGAUCCUGUGCCUGAAGUUCAGUUCAUUAAAAGAUCAACUAGAAAACGUACUUAUCAUAUAAAAGUAUCUGAUGACGAUUCUUUGGAUAUUUUACAGCCUAAUGAACCCAAACAAAGAAAAUAUUUGCAAAAUCAAAAGUCUGAAAAAUCUGAAAGUAAUCAACCAAUCAUACCAUUGCCUCAAACAAUUACAAAAAAGAAAAAAUGUAAAUCUUCUACAUCUCCUAAAACUUGUGAUGUCUCAUUAGUAUCUAACAUAAAAAAUACUUGUAAUAUUCAACCAAUAAAUAAUAAUAAUAGUUUAAAAAAUGUUACUAAGGAUAAAAUUCUUCCUUCAGACUUAGAAAAUGAAAUAACAACUAAAAGUAAAAACUCUAAAAAUAAAUUUGCUAGUAAUAGACCAUCAGAAAGAUUAAUUAGUCAAAGUAUACCAAAAGCAUUAAGUGCUAAUAACUCUACUAAAGGAUCAAAAACUUUUAAAUCUUUAUUAUCUAAAAAUAAAAGGUCAAAUACGAAAAACUCUGGUGUACUUUCUUGUGAAUUAAGUUCUACAACAUUUGAAAACCAAAUAGAUAAUGAUAAGUUACAAAAAUUAAAUGAAACAAAAGUUCCUCACAAGGCUGAUUUUAUCAAAACAAGGCAUGAUGGUCAUAAAUCUUCCAAAUUAAAAAAAAACUGGAGCGAAACAUGGGCUGAGAAAUCUUUGCCAAUUGAUGAAUGUCUAUCAAAUAACAAAAAAAGUGAUUCCUUUAGAAUGCUAACCAGAAAUAGAAAUAAAAGUAGUAGUAGUAUACCAUACAAAGAUAUUAAAAUUAAAAAGCAAGAAAAUAUUGAAAAUACAGAUACUGGCAUUCAAAAAAAUCUAACAAAAAUUUUAAAAACAGAUAUAUUUGCUGAAAAUCAAACUAACACAGAUUCUGACAUUACCACAAUUCAAUCAAGUGUUUCUAAUUCAACAAAGCCUAUAUCUAGUGUUAACAAUGAAUCAGAAAUUUCUGAAUGUUAUAUAUCAAACUCAAUACUUCUGCAGAAUGAAAGUGAUAAUGAAACUAAUAAUACAUUAAGUACUGAACAACUCAACAUUAAUAAUUCUUAUACAGCACAAAUUCCUGAAGACUUAUUAUUUGAUGAUAGUAUAAUACCAGUGUCUACAGAAACUCCUGAUAGUGAAUUAUGUGAUAUUUUAAAAGAAAAUCCUAUAACAUGUAAUCAAUAUAUAAAACCAUUAAAUGAAACAUCUGGAGAAAAUUUAAGUGAUGUUAGAAAUGAGUUAAUAAAAGAUCAAAAAAAUACAAAACCAGAUAUUGAAAAUAAAUUUCUUCAUAAUAAUAAUAAUCAAAGAAAAAAAUUUAUUAAAACAUGUAAGCCAGUUAAAUUAAAAACUAAAACAAAAAAAAAAAGUAGAUCUCUAGACCCAGAAUUAUCUAGUGAUUUAAUUUCUCAGAAAAUUAAAAGGGCAAUAAGUAAUUCAGUAGUUCCUAAUAAUUCUAUGACUUGUAAAUCUACUAUUGAAUCAAUCUCUAACAAUAUUAUAAAACAAAAUGAAACUGAAAAUCUAUUGGUUGAACAUGAUGUUCAAUCUAUUGUUGAUCGAUAUGAUAUUCCAUAUGAUACUGUGAAACAAGUUGUAGUUGAUGACCCUAUCUUAAUAUUUCGAGAACAGUAUUCAAAAGAAAUAACUCCAGAAAUGAUUACGGUUACACCUAUUGUUUUAGAUUUUAAAACAAAUAUAAAUUCUAGUUCAGACUGUGUGGAUAGUAUAAAAGUUGAUUACAAAGUACAGCCUUUUAGGCAAAGAAAAGCUUAUGAAAAAGAUAAUCUAAAGGAUUUAAUGACUGAACUAACCAAAACGAUGCCGUCAUGGAGCUUAAGUAUUGUUAGCAAUCCUGCUAGAUUUGUUAUUUCAAAAAUGUCUAUUAAUAAUUAUGGAGUACCUAAUGCUAAUAAAUCAAUAGUUUUGGAUAGAAACUUCAGAGGAUCUGUAUACAUUAACCAAUCAUUGGAUUACAAGUACAGCAAACAAUACACAACAGCAAAAGAGAUAGUUGAUCUUAUUAUACAAAUUGACUGUCUUUGACAUAAUUUUUGUUAUUUAAUUUACUCCAAUGUCAUUGUUCAAAUUUUUAUUUAUUUGAAUUUUAGUUUCUUUUUAAAUUUUAAUUCUAGUAUUGUUAUUAUUUAAUGUAUGGUCAAUAAAUUAAUCAAGUAAAACAUCACUUUAUUAAUUUGUUUAUAUUGUUUCUUUUAUAUUUGUUAUUUUAUAAUGAUGUUAAUUUUGUUUUGUGUUAACAAAUUAAAUGUUACUUUUCUUUAAAUUGUUUUAUUUUAUUAAUAUUCAUCAAUAAAUAAAUCAUUUGUAGGCGAUUA